UGUCUUCAUUCAUUUUGUGAGUGAAGAAUUUAAGCAAUAGAGGGCAGCUACACCAUUUAUAAAUCUGGUCCAGACUCAGCCGGGAAUCACCUGUGCUGUGCACAGAACUCUUAUUUCUCAUAGCUGCUUUUGUCAAUUCAUCACUGAAAAGGAAGAGUUUUUCAGCACUCAUCUGCAUUGUUUUAGUUCCUACAUGGGCAACUGACUGGUAGGAUUUGUUAAGGCUUGCCUUAGAAAAAAUAAGGUAUAGAUGUUCAUAUUCUAUAUUUAGCACAUACACCGUGUUUGAUUGCAGUGUAAUAUACUGUAACUGUCAAUAGCCACAGACAUAUACGAUGUGGAAAAUUUACCAUGGAAAAAUAGACCAUUGGGAAAAUUCUGCUCCAUUUCGCUGCUCCUACAAGGCUUGGAUUUUGCCAUCUCCUGCUUGCCUGUAAUCAAUAUGACAAACACAGUUUACACAGCAAUUCAAAUGCAGGCCUUUAAAGAUAAAGCAUUCAAAGUCCUGGAUGGAUGAUCUCUAAGCUUUAGUUUUUCACCCUUCGAAAUCUUUAAAAUCUCAAGUUCUUUUUGCCCUAUAUAUAAAAACUGAACUAAAGUCUCACUCGAUCCUGCUGUCCUCUCCUAUCUCCAGAAGCACUUUUUGACUGCCUCAUCAUAACACAUUCUUUCCUCUUCCUUGUUUAAUAAUGUGGCAGUGAAACAGUGACAGAGAUCCAUACUACAGGAAGAGAAGAUGGUCGAUGCAAUGGGAUGAUGGAGUCCAAGAGUUCGGGAGAUGUAACUCUCCUGGAGGCUGCAGCUUAAUUAUUUAACUUAAUCAGAUUUACCUUUUUGGUGGGUGUGCGAGGCGGGGAGGAAAUUAAUUCUUGAAUCUGACAGUCUCGGAGAUCUUUGUGAAAAUGAACACACAGAUAAGCAUAUAGCUAUCUUAAAACCCAGUGAUAUUAUUUGGAAGCAGAGAGUGUAGAGGCAAUCCCAGAAGUAGUUCAAGCUUCUCCAUUCUCUUGGAACUUUGUGUCUUGCAAGAACAUCACCACCAGAGUAUCCAAGUGGUAGGAGGGGCUUGGGGGCUUGGUGGUAGGUGCAACUGAGAGCAGCCUGCUUAGGAGCCCUAAAAUCUAUAGCCAAGCUUAUUCCCCUGUGCUGGAAUUCAUUGGCAGGGAUCUGUCCAUUUGUAUUCUAUGCAGUGCCAUGCUUAAUGAGGGUGCUUUAAGAAUAAUGAUGGAUAAAGCUGACAGAGUGGCAUAUAUGGGGAUAUGAAUUUCAGAAGUUCUUGGAACUAAAGGGCAGUAUAUUGUUGAUGCUGCUGUGACUCCUGAAGCGCCAAGUCUGUUGAUCAUUUGAUGUUCCAGAUUCUUUUAAGCUGAAGAGAGAAAGGUCCCAUCACCGAUUGGAUGGGAGAACUCACAGAGUUUCUCACUGAUGCUAAGAAAAUAAAUGGCAUCCCUGGAAUAGAACCCAAAGUGGGCAUAACUAUUUCCCUGUUUAUUUUUCAUGUGCAAGCACAUGUGUGCACACAUGGACACAUAGUGUUAUCAUGCAUACUUUCCAGGCCCCUGAUCCAGCUGAGGAGCUGGGGUAUUUAUUUAUUUAAAGUUUUUAUAGACCAUUCUAUAGCAUACCACUCUCAGAACAGUUCACAGUCUUCUCUUCCUACUCAUCUGAUCCAUGCAGAUUAGCUGAAGUAGGAAUAUGGCAGGGUGCACCAAGAAAUUUUCCCUGGCAAAGGCAGUUGAUUAGAGCAUCUUGCUGCUGAAACCUUUCCCACUGUACAGCAAGGAAAAGCUCUUAGGUCUGAUCAGCUGAUCUUUACCUGGGGGAUAAGGGAUGGGGUGGGAGAUACAUAGGAAACUGGAAAGUUGGAUGGGAAAUCCCCACUGGCCAUAUCUGGUUUCCCACACCUGUCAGAGGGUUAUCUUUUCUAGAGUGAUGUUGAUGAUUAAAAUCGAUGAUAAACUAAGACCUCUCCCCACAGCAACUGAUAUUAUCCUAUUAGCCUUACAUCUUGAUAAUUACAUCCUCCUAAAGUUGCUUAUGGUAUUUUUUCAUGUGUUGCUAUGGAUCACAAGGUAGCUGUAUUUUCAGAGAAGUUCCAGAAAUCCUUCUGAAAAACCUCCCCACUUUAAACCCUUGCUGUUUUUACCCUUCUUUAAAAAGAUGCUUUAGUCCUGUUCGGGAAGGAGGCAUCCAUGUUCCAUGGAGGCUCAAGGAAUUGUCAAAACUUUCCACAAACGAAAGAAAUUAAAAGAUGCUUCACUGAAGGUGAUGUCUCCGAAGGUAAUGAAAGAAGAAACCAGGAACGAGCAUGCAGGGUGGUUGCAGCCACUGAGAGCCCAUGUUCUGCAAGCAGGAAUCGGUCAGGCCAGAGCUGAGAUCUUCUGCAAGCAGAUAAUCCAAAAUGGCGGAAGUGUCUGCAGUCAGCUGUCCCCAGAUGUGACACAUGUGAUAGUGGAUGAAGGAAUGGACUGUGACCGGGCUUUCCGGCUCCUCAAACUAGCCAAGCUACCUCAGGGAUUGCAACUAGUGAAGGCAUCCUGGCUGAGUUCCUGUAUUGAAGCGCAACAGAUUGUCGACACUGCUGGCUAUAGCCUUUUCAUUCCAGAGAAGUAUGUGAGUGCAGCCAGUCCUUCAAAGAGCCAGUCGCAAUUUCUGGAUGAAAAGAAGAUCCACCCUCAACUGGAGAGGGCAGUCACAGAGCUGAAAGGUGAACCACAGGCAGGGGCCAGCUCUCCCUGCACUGCAACAAACUCCUCAGGACUCCAGGAAAUCAAAGGGAGGAUCUUGGGCGAUGAGGGAAUUGAAGAAGAAGAGCCUGCUGUCACCCUGAGAGAACUGGAAGCCCUCAGGUCAGGCCGGGACCUGAACGCUUUGUCAGAAGAGUCUUCAGCGGUGCUUCCCACUGGCAACUGGGUUUGUGCUCAGUCCUCUGAGAACAAGAGAAAUAAUCUUAAUCAGUGCAUUACAGAGAAGCUGGAGCUACUGGCCAAAGCCUACUCUGUCCAGGGGGACAAGUGGAGAGCUCUGGGUUACUCCAGAGCCAUUAAUGCACUCAAGAGCUACCACAAGCCAGUCACCUCUUAUCAGGAAGCUUGCAAGAUCCCUGGGAUUGGAAGGAAGAUGUCAGAAAAGAUUGUGGAGAUCCUGGAGAGUGGGCACCUUCGAAAGCUUGACCACAUCAGUGAGAGUGUCCCAGUACUGCAGGUGUUUUCCAAUAUCUGGGGAGCAGGAGUAAAGACUGCUCAGAUGUGGUACCAGCAGGGCUUCCGCACUCUGGAUGACAUCAGCACUAAGGCUUCACUUACCAGUCAGCAGGCCGUUGGCUUGAAGCACUACGAGGACUUCUUGGAGCGCAUGCCGCGGGAGGAAGCUGCUGAAAUUGAGCAGGUGAAGCAGAACAAAUGGAACAAGAUGUUGCAUUAUGCAGAAUUUAUGGAAAAGGUCAGAGAAGCAGCACAGUCGAUGAAUCCUGGACUGGUGUGUGUAGCAUGUGGCUCAUUCCGGCGGGGGAAAUCCACCUGUGGAGAUGUAGAUGUGCUAGUGACUCAUCCUGAUGGACAUUCUCACCAAGGAGUAUUCAAGAAGUUGCUUGACAGCCUCUGGAAAAGCGGUUUUCUCACAGAUGACUUGGUGAGUCAGGAAGACAAUGGACGCCAGAAGAAGUACUUGGGGGUCUGCCGUCUUCCAGGUCCAGGCCGGCGCCACCGGCGCCUUGACAUCAUUGUGGUGCCCUAUGAUGAGUUUGCUUGUGCCCUGCUCUACUUCACUGGCUCAGCGCACUUCAACCGUUCCAUGCGAGCUCUGGCCAAGACCAAGGGCAUGAGUCUGUCAGAACAUGCCCUCAGCACUGGUGUGGUGCGCAGGCCUGGGGGCCUCAAAGCAGUGCCUGGUCUUCCUCUGUUAACCCGUACCGAGAAGGACGUGUUUAUGCACCUGGGGCUUCCCUACAGGGAGCCCCAUGAGAGGGACUGGUGAGGAGAGGGACAGGAGCAGCACCCAGAUGCUUCCAAGUGCUGCGCUUGCACGAGAUGCAGAAGAACAUAAGAGGCGCCCUGCUGAAGCAGAGCGAAGGCCAAUUGGUCUGGCAUCUUGUUCAUGCAGUGCCAAGCAGAUGCCUCUGGGAGCGGCAAGGAGGACAUGAGUGCAACAGCGCCCUCUUGGCAUAUGGCCUCCAGUGCUGGAGGAAACGUCACAGCUGGCAUCUAUUGAUAGCCUUAUUCUCCAUGAAUUUGUCUAAUCUCUGUAGGCAAACUUGUCCUUCUUCCCUUGACAAAAACCUGUGGCUUAAGAAGCUGUAGCUUCUGUGAGCAACCAGUCUCUUUCUGCAUUACUGGGCCUUGAGUUUUUUGACUGAGGAAAGCCCAAGGUGCUCAGCAUGCUUUGAUGGAUUGCAGGGACUGGGCUGCGAAGGGCAAACAACCUUCCUCAGUCAGCAAUUAUAAAAAUGAAUGCAAAAAUUAAUGUGAAGCAUCCUGCAUACUGAAAAUAGAAGGGAGAGUGGGAAAUGCAUAGACUUUAAAGAAUGAAUUCAAAAACAUUUGUGCAAUGAAUGGUAUUAUUGUUAUGAUAACUGUGAAAGCUGCUAGAAUCUCCCAGUGGGAGAGGCUGCUUUUGAAGGUUGGUACACCUGAUAUUUUGAGAUUUUUUUGCAAGGACACGAAGCUUUUUCCUGUCAAAGGCUGCAUUUUCUUGGGAAUACCUUGUUGGGGGUUGCAUGCCAACAGUGGGUGGAACUGAAGCCAGUGUUGGGUGAGACCAGAACCAGAAAUGGACAAUGCCACCUUUCCUCCUUUCUGUCACCCCUGUUUCUCCCUCUCUCACACCUUCUCUCUCUUCCUUCUUGCACAGUAGGAUGUUGGGGGAGUCACAGGUUACUUUUGUCAGAAUCUGAAGGAACAGCUACAAAAAAUUCCUUACAGUUUGCAGUAAAAAAUUCCCAGGUGAAGUAAAAACGAUUCUUACACCUUAUUAUAACUAUAUAAACUAGCAUGGCCUUGAGCCUCUCAGUCCAGUAAUGCUGUUCAAACACAGGGUUCCUAUUGAGAGUCCCCAAAGCACUGCCUGUAUUUGCACACCUGUUUCCUUAAGGCCUAAAGACAUGCUUCUUUCCUUUUCAAAUUAAAAAGACCUGCAGGUCUCAGGGUGUUGAAUUCUGGCCCAGGCCAUAUUCUGCACCUGUGUGAUUCAAUUAGGAUGCAGAUUUCAGGUACAUUGAGCCUUGGGUGAUGAUGCAGAACUUCACAGAAACCUGCAAAGCUGCCUCACUCCAGAUCAAACUAUUCAUCUCUCUAGCCCAGGAUUAUCUAUUGCCAUUGGUUCAUUAUCGCAAGCAGAGAAGUCUUCCCUGUUGCCUAGGGCAUUCUGCAUGCAAAACACCUAUUUGCCCUAAAACAAUGCCCACUCCCCAGUUCUUAGGUGAGAAUAGAGUUUUGGAGGAGAUCUCCAGUUCCAGUUUCCUGAAAAAUGCAGCUAUCUAACCAUUGAGAUUCCUGCAAACUUUUCUCUUAUUCAUAGAAUCAUAGAAAUAGAGCAAGUCAGAAGGGGCCUCCCGGGCCAUCUAGUCUGACCCCCAGCUCCAGCUGACUUCGCUCACAACA
Varanus komodoensis (Komodo dragon) is the source of this 5597-nucleotide messenger RNA. RefSeq names its product DNA polymerase lambda (gene POLL). The record is from RefSeq and is a predicted model, not a curated record. Gene Ontology annotation, biological process: double-strand break repair via nonhomologous end joining. The transcript is spliced from 9 exons. Gene Ontology annotation, molecular function: DNA-directed DNA polymerase activity; DNA binding. Bases 2200 to 3975 code for a protein of 591 amino acids. Gene Ontology annotation, cellular component: nucleus. NCBI's taxonomy places the organism in Eukaryota, Metazoa, Chordata, Lepidosauria, Squamata, Varanidae.